AUGAUCGAUGUUAGAAUUUCAUAUAUAGUAUUUACGACCGUGUACUAUAGUAUCAUCGUUUCGGCGAGAUACAAUGAUCCCAAUUGUGGAUGGGCUGAUCAACCUUAUCGUGCUGUUGGUGAUUGGGCUGUUGAUGCUGGAUCUAGUUCGAAUUGGAAUCCUGCUGAGUCAAAAGGUCUGAUGCAUGAUACGAAUGUUCAAUCGUGUGAAUAUGCUGUUGAUGUUCAUGGACUUCAACCGAAUAAAUUGUACUACUGGAAAGUAACGGUUGGAAACUCCUGGGAUGUUCACUGGGGUUGUGAUGGUCGAGGUGGCCCAGACUGUAAAUUCUCAACGUCUACUGGUUCAGUUCGUCUGAAAAUUGUUGGCUCUUUCGCUUAUCCUCUUACGGCCGAAGUGAUCAAUUCACCAACGAAUCCUUCGUCUAGUACUUCAUCACCAGGUACGUCAUCGGGAUUAGGUAAAAAAGUCUUUGCUCAUUAUAUGGUUGGAUUCGCUUAUCCAUCGGAUCAAAACUUCUUUGAUGGUCAAAUUAAGAAAGCGAAAGCAGCUGGUAUUGAUGGAUUUGCUUUAAAUGUUGGUAUUGAUAGCUGGCAACCAGAUCGUGUUGCUAAAGCACUUGCUGCCGCUAAGAAUAACGGUGAUUUCUCGAUGUUCAUCUCAUUUGACAUGUCUUCUCUUACCUUUGACAACGGUGUACUCGCUCGUUUUCAUUUUGCUGCUAGCCAUCCUAAUUACUUCAAAGUCAAUGGUCGACCUCUCUAUUCGACAUUUGCUGGUGAACAUCAAGAUUUAUUUUGGUCAGGUUGGAAAGCUUCCAGCGGAUUGAAUCCGUACUUCUGUCCAAGUUGGCCAAACUAUCCAACUGCUAACUUAUUACAAUCGCAUCCUGUUGCUGAUUGCAUUUUUACUUGGAAUGCUUGGCCUGCCGGUAAUUCCGGUCCGGGCGCCCAUUUCGACACAUCUGGUGAUAAAAAUUUAUUAGCUAGUGCCAGGGCAACAGGUAAAACAUACAUGGCUCCAGUUGCUCCCUGGUUUUACACUCGUGUUUGGGGCUCCGGAUGGAGUAAAAAUUGGAUCUAUGGCUCAGAAAAACUUCUUCCAGAAAGAUGGCAACAGAUCGUGUCUCUACAACCAGAUUUUGUUCAAAUUAUCACAUGGAAUGAUUACUCCGAAUCUUCUUAUGUAUGUUCAAUUAGCAGUGAUUUACCUACAGACAUGGGCGGUAUUAGUGACAUGAUCAACAUUCCACAGCCCAUGCAUCAUGACGCUUGGUUAGAAUUAUCCAAACAUUACAUUCAAUGGUAUAAAAAUAACGCACGACCUACUGUCACUCAAGAUCAAUUCUACUGGUGGUAUCGUGUUCAUCCUAAGAAUAAUGUCAAUGGUGAGACGCCUCAAUAUCGUAAUGAUGCACACGACUGUGUUGUCGUACAUUCCAUUGUUAAAAACACGAAACCCAAUGGAGGAUUCUACACUGUAUUGGUUGAUUUGAAUGGUGUAAAACAUAGUUAUAGAAUUACACAACUCGAACAGACUGAAUGCCUUCCGUAUCCAGCGAAUCCAGGUUACGUGAGCGUUUCAUUAGUCGGUCCCGAUGGUAAAAUCUGGUGGGCCGAAGGCAAGAAUACUCCGCAACAAAAUAGUGGCAAUAAUUUCAACGCUUUUACCAACAUGUACACCUUUCCAAGUCCAUGA
This is a messenger RNA of Adineta ricciae, 1698 nucleotides long. Lineage: Eukaryota; Metazoa; Rotifera; Eurotatoria; Adinetida; Adinetidae. The record is from the annotation of a GenBank genome assembly.